This is a messenger RNA of Rhodamnia argentea, 1165 nucleotides long. Its product is annotated as ras-related protein RABH1b. The record is from RefSeq and is a predicted model, not a curated record. The coding region runs from base 238 to 864 and encodes 208 amino acids. The transcript has 6 exons. Gene Ontology annotation, molecular function: GTPase activity; GTP binding. Lineage: Eukaryota; Viridiplantae; Streptophyta; Magnoliopsida; Myrtales; Myrtaceae.
CCUCUCUCUCUCUCUCUCUCGAUCGAGUUUAAUUAAUAGACAAAAUACAAAUCAAACAAAUCAGCGUAUCGAUUCGGCACGGAGAAACCGGCUCAAAAUCCCCUCUGAAGCGACGAGGUUCUGAGAUCUCGAUCUCGCUCUGCGCUUCGAUAGCUUCUGGAGGCGAGAUCUCAACCUUCUUCCGGCAAAUCCUCCCCUCCGAUCCGCGCGACUCGCCUUGAUCCGGCCGACGGAGAGAUGGCCCCGGUUUCGGCUCUCGCCAAGUACAAGCUCGUCUUCCUCGGAGACCAAUCCGUCGGCAAGACCAGCAUCAUCACUCGGUUUAUGUACGACAAGUUCGACAACACGUAUCAGGCCACUAUUGGUAUUGAUUUUUUAUCAAAGACAAUGUACUUGGAAGAUCGAACUGUACGAUUGCAGCUCUGGGAUACUGCUGGACAAGAAAGGUUCCGGAGUCUGAUACCAAGUUACAUAAGGGAUUCUUCCGUGGCAGUUAUUGUAUAUGAUGUCGCAAGCCGGCAAUCAUUCCUUAAUACUUCCAAAUGGAUUGAGGAGGUUCGCACUGAAAGGGGAAGUGAUGUUAUCAUUGUACUUGUUGGAAACAAAACUGAUCUAGUGGAUAAGAGGCAAGUAUCAAUAGAAGAGGGAGAAGCCAAAGCUCGCGAUUUGAAUGUUAUGUUCAUUGAAACUAGUGCAAAAGCUGGGUUCAACAUAAAGGCAUUGUUCCGUAAGAUUGCAGCCGCCUUGCCAGGAAUGGAGACACUUUCUUCAACAAAGCAAGAAGACAUGGUUGACGUCAAUCUUAAGUCUACCAACCCAAAUGCGUCCCAGUCACAACAGCAGUCUGGGGGAUGUGCGUGUUGAUAGAUUCGAGCUUGAAUCUUCGCUGAACAUUUUCUCGAUGUAUGCUUCCUUUGUCAUUUUGAAGUGUCUUGUAAGUUUAUAUUCCCAUUUCCUUUUCGUAGCAUGGAGAUUUUGGUCGGUUUGUUUUUGCUUAUCCUCAUACAUAGGAUUUGUCUGACUAGCCUUUUUAGGUACUGAUGUUGUGGACCUGAAAUGACUAAGACCAGUACUAGUAUUGUGAUGUAUUUGAAGUCUAUAUUGUUUCCAUCCUCCUAGUGGGAGAAAGAACCAUAACGAUAGAGUCAGGAUUACUUGGUCUCUU